UCACAGCAAUAGACAAACUCACGCUGGGCUUCAAAGUAGAUCAUCUUCAGCCUCAAUUUUUUUUCUUUUUGAGACAACUUGAUGCUACACCGAUACUCUACACUUUCUCUUGACGGACUCACACUUGUUGUUCGUCACACCUGGGGACAUAAUUUUAUCACGAUGUAGGUCGACAUUUUAUCAAUAUCCAGGUAAACGAACGCCGCACCUCAGCGUGCGCCAAUCAGAUUAACUUUUCAGCUGGAGUCAAAUUAAAAGAUACAGAUAACCGCAACUCCAUUCACAACACAUAACAGUAAGGUGAAUCGAAAGGUUCUAAAACAAUAACAUGACACAAAAGCCAAAUGUUUCUUUUAUAAAGUGGAUACUGCCCUAUGUUUUACGACUGUGCACCGGGCACCUGGCUAAAGCUGUGUUUCUGAUGUUGGUGAUUGGAAUGCUGCUCUACUGCUUUCAGGAACAGAUGGUGGUCAGUGUUUUAGCCAUCAACGGAAUCUUUCAACAGAACUCCACGAAAUCUGAAUUCGUUUUGCAUGAUGAUCGACUAUAUGAUGACGUUCUGCCGACAUUUUUUGAGAACCACAGUGAAAUUAACUUUCAGAUUCUUCAUUCCAAUGUCAGCGUAAACAUCUCAAAAUUUGACGAAUUGUCUACCGUUCGCCUCGAUAAUGAAACUAUUACGUCAUUUCAAAUCGUUAAGACAACAGCGACACCUACCGACGAGAGCGUGUCGUCCACUGCUUGCGUUUUCCCGCAUAUUAACCCUUUCGAUCCGGAAAUCAUGAAAAUGGCGGGGUUAGACCGUAAAACAGUUCAAUGCAAGAGCAACAUGGCGGAUCUUACCUACUACGACGGGAGCUCGCUAGUGGUUAAUACAACUUUAGUAAGUGAAAAACACGGGCACGUUAAGGCUCAGUGCAAAUAUCAAAACAUCUGGAGGCAAGAUAAUGACGACAAGGCUUUACACUUCAGUAAUUUCUCCGCUGCCUUCACCGACUCCUUAAAGCUUCCCCCAGACGCCGAAUUCAUUUUGGUCGUCUGCGAAGGCGAUUUGAACGCUGAGCCCAACAACGACACAUCGUCGGACGCUACGACGACCCCGACACCCCCAGAACGUCUGUCCAUUUUAUCUCGGACGUAUUAUUCGCUGGUACCCAGGCACGAGAAGUUAGAAAAAGUCGAGGCUUUGCUGCUGAACAAGAGAAAAGCCGAGGCCAACCCUAAAGAGACCAUGAACGUCCUGAUGGUAGGUUUCGAUGGAGUUCCAAGGCACCAGUUCCUUAGAGCCAUGAACAAGACCUACGGGCUUUUAAUGAAAGAUUUCAACUCGUUCGACAUGUCCAUGUACACCCAGGUUGGUCUCAACACUUUUCCAAAUUUUAUGGCCCUGUUGAAUGGCCAACUCGAAGAGGAAGUAAACGCUUGGUGGGACUAUAAAAAAUACACCGACGGCUUCGAUUUGGUGUGGAAAGAUUUCCAACGAGCUGGUUACCGAACUUUGUUCACAGAAGAUUGCCCCUCCAUAGGCGCUUUCCAUUACGAGAAGAUCGGAUUUUUGAAUCCUCCCACAAUUCAUUGCAGUCGAGCUCUUUCCGUCGCUAUUGAAAGAGAUAAGGAAAUUUGCAACGCUGGGCAACACUGUGUAGGUAAUCAGCCUGAGAUAAGCUUUCAUUUCGAUUACAUAAAGCGCUUCUUUGAAACGUUUCCAGAGAAACCUUUGUACGCCAUGUCUUUCUUCACGAAGGCGACACACGAUGAUAUGACAAACCUAAAAAUGGCAGACGAUCUCGUGUACGACUUUUAUAACCAGAUGAACACUUCCGGUUUCCUCAACAACACGCUGUUGAUAACAUUCUCUGACCACGGUCAGAGAUGGGGCUCCAUCAGGUCAACUUUCAACGGCGUCAUCGAAAGCAGGACGCCCUACGCCAUUUUCACCCUCCCGUCCUGGUUUCUGGAGAAAUACCCGGAUGCAGCGAAAAAUCUCAAGAUUAACAGUGGUCGAUUGACAACACAUUUCGAUUCUCACGCGACUCUUCAAGAUCUACUAUAUUUCCACUCGAGCGGAGACAUUCCUUUACGUAAACCAAAACACGGGAUCAGUUUAUUUAAAGAGAUUCCCAAAAAUAGAACUUGCAGCGAUAUUCCAAUUCCGGCCGAUUUUUGUGUUUGCGGACAACAGGCUAUGAAUUCUGUAGAUGUCGAUUCGGACGCAUCCAAACUUCUAGCUAAAAAGGUUAUUGAAUCUAUAAAUGACAAAAGAGAUUCAGACUUGUGCCACGAGUUAAAACUUGAUAAAAUUUUGGAAAUUAUCUUCAUGAAAUUUCCGGAUAACAUUCUGAAAGAAAAGCUCGAUAAGUCUCUGUUUAAAGUGAGAAUACAAACGAAGCCUGGAUUGGCUAUUUACGAGGCGACUGUCAACGCUGUCGUCAAUGACUUGUCCAUGAUGGGUUCGAUCAUGAACUGGUUAGGCUUGUCCCAAAAUAAACUGUCCAACAUCGACGUUGGACAUUCCAUCGACAGGCUGAACUUGUACAAGGGACAGGCAGACUGUGUUAGAGACGCAAGGCAGAAGCCAUUCUGUUUUUGUAAAGAUAUACACACGACGUAGCACUUGUUGACAUCUAGUUUAUUUUAAUAGGACCAAUGACAAAUCGAACAGGGGAGCGAGACGGAUACACAACUAAGACACAAGAAACAAGACAGAAGACUAUUGUG
This is a messenger RNA of Biomphalaria glabrata, 2718 nucleotides long. RefSeq lists its product as uncharacterized. The transcript is spliced from 2 exons. The record is from RefSeq and is a predicted model, not a curated record. Lineage: Eukaryota; Metazoa; Mollusca; Gastropoda; Planorbidae. The coding region runs from base 329 to 2611 and encodes 760 amino acids.